Molecule: messenger RNA, 919 nt
Organism: Staurois parvus
Lineage: Eukaryota; Metazoa; Chordata; Amphibia; Anura; Ranidae
Source: the annotation of a GenBank genome assembly
UUUGAUUCAGAACUUGAACUCAUCACUUAUAUAAAUGACAACUGGGAUCUGUUGCAUCCUGGUGAGCUGGCAGACACACCCAAAGCAGAACGAUAUGAACGGAUCCUGGAUGCAUUAAAUGAGAAUAAGACCAUGUUUAUGUCUGGGAAAGAAAUCAAGAAAAAGAAACAUUUGUUUGGUCUCAGAAUUCGAGUCCCUCCUGUUCCUCCAAAUGCUGCUGUGAAACUGGAGAAAGAAGAGAGCACAUCACAUGAAUUCAAGAUUAAAGGCAGAAAGUCCUCAAAGCUUCAUCCGGUUACAAAAGAAGAAAAUAAUGGAGAAGUGAAGAAGAGGAAACCAGUAGGUCGCCCACCAGGUUCACAUAGGAGAAAGAUCUUACAAAAUGACACUCUCGAUGCUGCAUCGAAAAUGGAAACCGAUUCAGUGUUGGAGAAGAAUUCCACAUUGGAGUCAUCCGAUAAUAAAAAAAAAGCUGAGGUCACCACUAUCUCUGUUAAUACCGAUGUGGAGUCCAAUGGUGCUGCAAGUUCUAAAGAAACUACCCUCAAUCAUCCUUUCCAGUCCUCAGUCAGACUUGAGAAGAGUGACGCGCACAGGGAGGUCGUGGUCUACUACCAUACCGCCACCCAGAAAAAGGGGUCGCCAUCCACGGAAAGCUCUCCAGGUUCACAAUUCUGAGAUAGGAAGAAACGAUGAAAGCAAGGAGGAUUCUCAGCUUGCUGCUGUCAACACAGAUCUAGUUAAAAAUGUCACAGAUCAUGACUUGCAGCUCCACCAUUUGAAGAAUUCCAUUACCAACUACUUUGGCGCUGCUGGGAGGAUAGCAUGUGGGGAAAAGUACCGCAUAUUGGCUCGUCGAGUCACACUUGAUGGAAAGGUUCAAUAUCUUGUGGAGUGGGAUGGAGCUACAGCCUCCUGA